GUUAGUCCCUUCUGUUGAAAAUGUGUCUACCGGCACCUGAGAAUAUUAGGGUCCACGACGUAAAACCUCUUCAUAUCACACAUUGUGUCAAACGUCUUCGAAGUUCUUCGGCGUUACAAGAUUAUGCAGAUAACUAUGACUCACUUCCGUUGGAGCCUCUUUUCUAUCGGACGACCAAUCUGCGUGAUUACGUGCAAAAAGCAUGCUUACUGAUUUAUCUGUGCGGUAACGACGGUUUAAAAGACCGACACAGCUAAACGAGGCAGUGCCGUUAAUCUGCGCGUUUGGAAACACUCAUGGCGGAAUCAACGCAAAAUAUGGAAGCGAUAUUCUAUAGGAAUGGAAAGGAGACACCGGAGCCCGUCAAAGCAGAGUUGUCGGGUACCAUCCCAUCAUGGCUUCAGGGGACACUGCUGCGCAAUGGGCCUGGUCUUUUCUCCAUUGGAGAGUCUUCUUACAACCACUGGUUUGAUGGAAUGGCCCUCAUCCACAGCUUUACAUUUAAGGAUGGUGAGGUGUACUACCGGAGCAAGUUUCUAAGAAGUGGGACUUACAAGAAAAACACUGCUGCCAACAGGAUUGUGGUGACAGAAUUUGGGACCUUGGCCUAUCCUGAACCCUCGAAAAAUAUAUUCUCAAAGGCCUUCACCUACUUGAUAAAUACUAUCCCAGAUUUCACCGAUAAUAAUAUUAUAAACAUUAUAAGAUAUGGAGAAGACUACUAUGCAUCGUCAGAGAUAAACUACAUCAACCAAAUUAAUCCAUCAUCUCUUGAUACUAUAGGAAGAAGUAAUUACAGGGACUAUAUUGCCUUGAACUUGGCUACAGCACACCCUCAUUAUGACGAUGAAGGGAACACCUAUAACAUGGGCACUGCUAUUAUGGCACUUACUGGACCCAAAUAUGUCAUUUUCAGGGUGCCAUCCAUUGCAUCAGACAAAGAGAAUAAAAGACCUGCACUGAGGAAAGUGGAGCACAUUUGCUCCAUUCCGUUCCACUCCACCCUCUACCCCAGCUACUUCCACAGCUUCGGGAUGACCGAGAACUACAUAAUCUUCGUCGAGCAGGCCUUGAAGCUGGACAUCAUCCGGUUGACCACGGCGUACAUCAAAGGAGUCUCCUGGGGCAAGUGCCUGAAAUACGACAAAGAUGACAUAACGCUGUUCCAUGUGAUCAACAGGCGGACAGGGAAGGUGGCGGGAACCAAAUUCUACACUGACGCAUUCGUUAUGUUCCACCACAUCAACGCUUACGAGGAGGACGGCCACGUCGUGUUUGACCUUAUCACGUACGAAGACAACAGCCUCUACGACAUGUUCUACCUAAAGAACAUGAGACAGGACGCUGAGACAUUCGACAAGAGCAGUAAGGUCUUCUCUUUACCGGUCUGCCAGCGAUUUGUCAUCCCCAUUGACGUUGACCUCAAGGAAGUUCCGUCAGGCACCAACCUCAUUAAGCUGGAGGGCACCUCAGCUAAAGCUGUGUUCCAGAAUGACGGGUCCGUGUACUGCACGUCUGACACACUGCAUCAGGGUUUGGAGUUACCUGGGAUCAACUACAAGUACAAUGGAAAGAAGUACAGAUACUUCUAUGGUACCAAGAUUAAGUGGUCACCUCCAAAAAAUAAGAUCGCAAAAGUUGACACAAUUACCAGGACACACAUAGAAUGGAUGGAAGAUGAAUGCUACCCAUCAGAACCAGUGUUUGUGGCAUCACCAGGUGCUGUGGAUGAAGACGAUGGUGUUAUUCUGUCAAGUGUCAUCUCACUCAAUCCCAAGAAGACACCCUUCCUGUUGGUCCUGGAUGCGAAGACCUUUAAAGAGAUUGCUCGUGCAUCUGUGAACACAACAGUUCACAUGGACCUGCAUGGACUUUUUAUCCACCAGUAGUAUUAACUGAAAUGGCCAUCAGCGGAUAUCUUCCAUCCAGAUAACAUUCCUGCAAGACUGCGCAUAUAUUCAAUCCUACCUGGUACCUGGUACGUCUACAAUGGUGUUGGUAUUAAAUACUGCAACAAAGCUACCACACUAAAUAGAGUUGUACAAUAGUAUUAAAAAAAUAGAUACAUCUACAUGAUGUCACAAUAUGUAAAUAUGUAUGACUUGAUUGAUUGCUGCACAAAGUUCACUGACAUACAAGUUAUUCAGUAACUAUGUUGAAAUUAAUAUGAAAAGUUUUUAAGAGAAGAGAUUGUCCCAGAUUGUUAGUGUUGUUUUCCAAAUUCUAUUUGUUUUCUCCACUGAACUGUUAGAAACAUUUUAGUUUAGAAAAACAUGAAUAAAUCAAUAUAAAUAACUAAAAUGUUUAUUCUUUAAAUAACAUUGUGAAAUCAACCUUACUGUUAUAAUAUACAUAUUUUGAUGAUUCCUAUAGCUGCUUAGAUAUGUUAUGAGUUUAAAAAGGGAUGAAACCAAAUAGUUGUAAAUAAAUGACUCAGUUCUGUGAAUGUAAA
Messenger RNA from Electrophorus electricus (electric eel), 2452 nucleotides. It is a transcript of the gene bco1l, whose product is annotated as beta-carotene oxygenase 1, like. The record is from RefSeq and is a predicted model, not a curated record. Gene Ontology annotation, molecular function: carotenoid dioxygenase activity; beta-carotene 15,15'-dioxygenase activity. Gene Ontology annotation, biological process: carotene catabolic process; retinal metabolic process. Lineage: Eukaryota; Metazoa; Chordata; Actinopteri; Gymnotiformes; Gymnotidae.